Messenger RNA from Schistocerca serialis cubense, 2064 nucleotides. RefSeq names its product peptidoglycan-recognition protein SA-like. The transcript is spliced from 3 exons. Bases 1 to 1074 code for a protein of 357 amino acids. The record is from RefSeq and is a predicted model, not a curated record. Gene Ontology annotation, molecular function: N-acetylmuramoyl-L-alanine amidase activity; zinc ion binding. NCBI's taxonomy places the organism in Eukaryota, Metazoa, Arthropoda, Insecta, Orthoptera, Acrididae. Gene Ontology annotation, biological process: peptidoglycan catabolic process.
AUGUUGGCCAGCGGCGAGAGCGCCGAGCUGCCCGAGCGGCGGCCGCGGCCAGACGCUACUGACGACGACGUCGAGGACGCGGACAGCGUGAGCGAGGGGGAGGAGGAAGGGGAGUGCGCGGCGGCCGCGGCCGCGGAGGCGGUGCUGGCCGCCUGCGGGGGCGGCUUCGGCGGCGUGACUGUGAGCCGGUCGCGGGAGGUGCGCGUGGGGCCGGCCACCUUCUACAACGCGCCCAUCCACAUCGAGCACCUGGUGCUGGGGGACCAGCCGCAGCCACCGGCCGCGGACGUCCUGGCGCUCGGCUUGCCAGCGCAGCAGCCGCAGCUCAGCAACCUGAGUAAUGUCAAGCCGCACAGCGCGCUGUGUCCGUGGCUGGGCAGCCCCGGAGAGUCCCACUGGAGGCUGCUGCUGUGUGUGGCGAGCGCCGUCGCCGCGGCCGCCACGAUCGCCAUCCUGGUCGUCAUCCUCCGGCGCAGCGACGGCAAUGCCGUGGACACCCGCCCUGCUAGACGUCCGCAAAACACGAGCGGCAACCUGACGGUGGUCGCCGAGAGCGAGUGGUCGUCGCAGGACAUCCGAGACCGGCGCGUCGGCCUGUCGCUGCCCGUGCGGUACGUGAUCGUGAGCCACACGUUCUCGGAGGAGUGCGCCGUCUACGACGAGUGCGUGCAGCUGUUGCGCGACCUGCAGCGGCUGCACGUGUCGGCGCGCGGCUACUACGACAUCGCGUACAACUUCGUGGUGGGCGGCGACGGCUACGUGUACGAGGGCCGCGGCUGGAACUACACGGCCGAGCGGCGGCCGCCCUUCACCGACAACAGCGUCACGCUGAGCCUGGCCGGCCGCUUCACGCAGGGCCUGCGGCCGCCCUCUGACCUGCAGAUGGCGGCGCUGCGCGCGCUGAUCCAGGAGGGCGUGCGCCGGGGCGCCGUCAGCGAAGAGUACCGCCUGUUCGCGCUCUGCCAGGUCGAGUACAACCAGAGCCCCGGCAGCCUCGCCUACCGGCUGGUCAAGAAGCUGCCGCACUGGUCGCUCUACAGCGGCGCCGCCCACGCCGGCAACUGCACCAGCUAGAAACCGCACACAUAGCACUAGCGUCAGAAAUAUACCAGCCGGAAGUGCCAUUGGUUAUAACAUGGGCAAUAUCUGUCUCUUCGUAAUCUUUGUGUAUGCUAGGAAAUAAACAAGCGAUUAUUUAUGCCAAGCAUGAAUACGAUCGCAGAAAUUUAAGCUGUCCUCUUAGGUUCCUGCCUAACCACACACUCGAAAAUCACCAAAUAUUAGGAAAUAAAAAGACAAAUAUUUUUGAAAAGAAACAGUCUGAAUUUUAUUGCUUAUCAUUUUACUCGCAGUAAUUUCAGUUGACCGUUUAGAUUCCUGCCCAACCACUCACAGGGAAACAGCCAUAUAUUCGGAAAUAAACAGACAAAUAUUCCAGAAGGAAAUUUUCACUCUGCAGCGAAGUGUGCGCUGAUAUCAAACUUCCUGGCAGAUUAACACUGUGUGCCGAACCGAGACUCAAACUUGGGACCUUUCCCUUUCUCGAGCAAGUGCUCUACUAACUGAGCUACCCAAGCACGACUCACACUCCCUCCUCACAGCUUUACUUCCGGCAGUACCUCGUCUCCUACCUUCCAAACUUAACAGAAGCUCACCUGCGAACCAUGGAGGACUGGUACUCCUGAAAGUUUGGAAGGUAGGAGACGAGGUACUGGCGGAAGUAAAGCUGUGAGGACUGGGCGUGAGUCGUGCUUGGGUAGCUCAGUUGGACAGGAGCGGCCGGCCGGAGUGGCCGUGCGGUUCUAGGCGCUUCAGCCUGGAACCGCGCGACCGCUGCGGUCGCAGGUUCGAAUCCUGCCUCGGACAUGGAUGUGUGUGAUGUCCUUAGGUUAGUUAGGUUUAAUUAGUUCUAAGUUCUAGGCGACUGAUGACCUCAGAAGUUGUCGCAUAGUGCUCAGAGCCACUUGAACCAUUUGAACAGGAGCGCCGUGGUCCCGUGGUUAGCGUGUGCAGCUGCGGAACGAGAGGUCUUUGGUUCAAGUCUUCCCUCGAGUGAAAAGUUUC